AUGGUCUUGGCGGCUACUGGACAGAGGGAAGACACAAGACACACAGGACAGGAUCGGACAGGUUUGACGAGCAGACACACAUCCUCGCAGGCCCAGAAUGAGCUCUCCAGCCGCAGCCACUCCAUCCUGACAGUCUCCAUCAGAGCUAAAGCAGCUAAUAGUGAUGAAGGCACAGCCACCCAGGGGAAACUGUGCCUAGUGGAUGUAGCCAGAAGUGAACGGCUGAGGGGGCCCAGUUCCUCAGAAGAUCUCCUGGAAGAGGCUGCCAACAUCAACCAAAGUCUCUUGUCUUUGGGCAAGUGCAUAUCCGCACUAGUGGACCCUAAGAAGAAGAGCGGGCACAUUCUGUACUGCGACAGCAAGCUCACCAAGCUGCUCUCUGAUUCCCUGGGUGGAGCAGGCAUCACACUCAUGGUUGGCAAGCUUACCAAGAGGACACGCUUCACAGAACCCUUGCUGCUUGCUUGAUGAGCCAGUUUCUUCCCCUCAGAUCACCUGUGUGUGACAUCAAAGAACUGAUUACUGAUUGCAGCAACUCAGCCUUUCCACAACAUUAAAGCUGCUUAUUCCCCCCCCCAUACCAUGAAGAAAUAAUCUCUGUGGCUCCCCUCUCCCCCUCCCUCAGCCCCCAGUCUGACCUGAACAUUUGCACUUCCAGUAAAAAUGCGCCCCAAACACACUGACACCAAGCUCCCCUGCCCUCCUCUGAACAUUAUUAAAGCUACACCCUGAACACUCUGUGUGACUGACAUGAAUGAGAAGCAUCUUUAUUCAUAAUCUCUGUAGCGGAGGUCAGAAUACAGAGUGUCAUUAUUCCCGUCUUU
This is a messenger RNA of Brienomyrus brachyistius, 824 nucleotides long. RefSeq names its product kinesin-like protein KIF12. The transcript has 5 exons. The record is from RefSeq and is a predicted model, not a curated record. The coding region runs from base 1 to 468 and encodes 155 amino acids. Lineage: Eukaryota; Metazoa; Chordata; Actinopteri; Osteoglossiformes; Mormyridae. Gene Ontology annotation, molecular function: ATP binding; microtubule motor activity; microtubule binding. Gene Ontology annotation, biological process: microtubule-based movement.